UCGGCCGCUCUGAGUCAGCUGACCGACUCGCCGCGGCCGCUUUCAGUGUUUUGUUUGUGCCUGUCUAAAGUAAACGUCCCGUCGAGGAAGGAGAGCGCUUUAGUUAAUAUGCCGACAGAGAAAUCCUUCAAGCAGAGGAGGACUUUCGAGCAGAGAGUGGAAGAUGUACAUCUUAUUCGAGAGCAGCAUCCCAACAAAAUUCCAGUCAUAAUUGAAAGAUACAAGGGAGAAAAGCAAUUGCCUUUGUUGGAUAAGACCAAAUUUCUUGUCCCUGACCAUGUAAACAUGAGUGAACUGAUUAAAAUCAUACGGAGACGCCUGCAAUUAAAUUCAAAUCAGGCUUUUUUCCUGUUGGUGAAUGGGCACAGCAUGGUUAGUGUUUCCACACCUAUAUCUGAGGUGUAUGAACGUGAGAAGGAUGAAGAUGGUUUCCUCUACAUGGUCUAUGCAUCCCAGGAAACUUUUGGAAUGAGCACUACACUGUAACUGUAAUUUGAUUUACAGUACCUCAAUAUUCCUGUAGGUUCCCUGCCAUAAAGCAUUGCAAAACAUAAGGCAGCUUAUUCAGCUCCUUCAGGAAUGAGGUAUCACAGUUAAUUGGAAUUAAAAAGCUGGUAGUGUAACUGCAGUACUUUGCUUAGGCUCUCAAAAUUGUACUGUAUUCUUAUAAAAGCUGUCCAUAGUCAUUUUAUGCCAAAUUCAAAUUGCAUUCAGAAAUCAUCAGGUAUCUUUUAUUAACUACAGACUUGAGUAAUUUGAGUAACUUUUUAAAAGCAAAAUGACUAAACAGAAGAUUUUGCUUUGAAAUUAUCAGGAAUUGUCUAAAACACAAUAGUGCUUCAAAUGUGAAUUAUUGAAGAGCAUUUAAGUGGCUUGUUCAUAAAAUAGAUGUAUUUCUAACUAAUCGUUAUUCUCUGUCCAACUACAUUCAAUCCCUUUGGUAAGUGAUUUUUAAAUGGCAGUGGAAAUGUUUCAACUAGAGAAGUUAUGGCUAUUUUUAAUGAAAGGCAGCCAAGAAUUAAUGCUAUUGGAUUCAGACAUAGAAAAGAAGAGUUUCUCAAUUUUACAAAGUCUUUCACAACUUUCUUAAAGAAAUUAUUGCAGUGUUACCAUUUCUCAUUAAAAAUGAAAUUUGCUUCACUUCUGAAUAGCUGUUUGUCAAUUCAAAGCUGUUUCUCACAUACUCAAUCUCUAGCUAUUGAUGCUCUUGCUAAGAUUUAGUGACAGUUGAACUUGAUAAUCUGCAUUCUAAAUAUAUCUGGACUGUCUGUAUUGAAAUUAUGGUAAAGCACCAGAAUAAAAAUUGAACCAACUUUAAAAGUGCAUCAUAUACAGUAUAGUCUGCAGAAAUAGGGAUACAAAUAAUAAACAGCCAUUCCAUUACAUUUUCUGUAAGUUUUUUAAACAAUUAAGUUUUUACUUGAUUAAUUUAGCCGUACAUUUUGAUUGUAUGAAUGUUCUUUGUCAUAAAUUUGUCAUCUAUCCACUUAAGUUUGAUAUUCAGAAUGUAUAAUGUAACCAGGCAUCCUAAUUAAAUAUGCAUACUAGUCAAACUUUAGUGUUUCUCUCCAUUUAUGUACAUCUAAAUAUUGUUUUCUAUUGGUAAGUAAUUUUAAUUAGUAUCUUUAGAAUAUUUAAAGAACAUUAUUUUGAAUUUCUUAGAUGAGUAGUCCUGGAAAUGUAAGAAUAUGAAAUUUUAAAUGUGCAUACCUUUUAUUUGUUAAUGUGUAAAUACUGAAGGCAGACUUUCUUGAUUCACUGCUUUUGCUGCAUAUGUUAAUACCUGAAAUAAUAAUUACCUGCUUUAUAUGUCCUCAAAUCACCUUGCUGUAAGGAAUUGUAGGCACAAAAUCAUUAUGAAGGUUAUUGUUAUUAAAGUGUAUAGGCUACAUUAUUGCCAAGAAUUGUAUCUUUUAGUUGUAAAGUAAGCCAUUAGUACUGUUGACAUUUGAGGAACAUUACAUUCUGAAAUUCUUUGUAUAAUGCUGCAAAUUAUUCAAGCUGCUCCAAAUGGUUAAAUAUUCUGUUUUAGAAUAUUUAGACCGUUACUGACUCUCAAUCUAAAAUAUCUCAAAACAAAGCAUUUAAUUAUUGCCAUAUUUCUGUAUUGCCCAUUGUUAUUCCAUUGUUAUCACCUGGUGUCUCCACUGUGGACUUCAUCCUGAUUUUACUGUUUGGUGUUUCUGAAAACAGAAUGUGACAAAAAUCCAAAAAUGUUCAACAGUGCCUUGGUUUUAGUUUUAAUUGUCAUUUUGUUUGACAUAAAAAUUUAAAGUACUUCAUUGACACUUGACCUAAUGUAUAUUUUCAAUAGUACAUAAACAGAUUUGUGUAAUUUGUAAAUUAGAACUACUUUUUUUAUUGGUUACUUUGGAUCUGCUGUUGAGAAACCAGAACUGACAACUUGUAAAUAUACUGUGUAUGAUAUACUGAGUAUGAACUGCGUGCCUGAAUGGAAAGAUGCAUUUGCCCUUUUCAAAUAAAUGAGAACGAAGUAAAAUCUUGGUUUGCUUUCU
This is a messenger RNA of Hypanus sabinus (Atlantic stingray), 2516 nucleotides long. It is a transcript of the gene map1lc3b, whose product is annotated as microtubule-associated protein 1 light chain 3 beta. Gene Ontology annotation, molecular function: ubiquitin protein ligase binding. Gene Ontology annotation, biological process: autophagy of mitochondrion; cellular response to nitrogen starvation; macroautophagy. The transcript is spliced from 4 exons. The coding region runs from base 109 to 486 and encodes 125 amino acids. The record is from RefSeq and is a predicted model, not a curated record. NCBI's taxonomy places the organism in Eukaryota, Metazoa, Chordata, Chondrichthyes, Myliobatiformes, Dasyatidae. Gene Ontology annotation, cellular component: cytosol; autophagosome membrane; autophagosome.